Anolis sagrei ordinatus is the source of this 2429-nucleotide messenger RNA. RefSeq names its product armadillo repeat containing 1 (gene ARMC1). Gene Ontology annotation, molecular function: metal ion binding; protein binding. Lineage: Eukaryota; Metazoa; Chordata; Lepidosauria; Squamata; Anolidae. The record is from RefSeq and is a predicted model, not a curated record.
GGCCGGCGCAAUAAGGCAGGCCGUGAGUGGAGCGGCGGCGCUCUGGGACGCAGCCAACCCGGCCCCGCUGUGCUGCCGGAUGCUGCCUCCCGGGCGCGGGGUUCCAAUUCUGCGCCUCCCUCCUGCCUUCCCUCAGGUCUCCUUUCCUGCCGCCUCCGCGGAUUCGGAGGGACCCCACGCCUCCCCUCCAGCGGGCCCUGAAAAAGUUUUAUGCAUGAGAAAGAAAAAUGAACAGCACCACAAUGAACGAGGAGCCAGAUGCGUUAUCUGUCGUGAACCAGCUGCGGGACUUGGCAGCUGACCCUUUAAACAGAAGAGCAAUUGUCCAAGAUCAAGGAUGUCUACCAGGACUUAUUUUAUUUUUGGAUCAUCCCAACCCUCCAGUUGUCCAUUCAGCACUACUUGCCCUUCGCUACUUAGCAGAAUGCCGUGCCAAUAGAGAGAAAAUGAAGAGCGAGCUGGGUAUGAUGCUGAGCUUACAGACUGUUGUACAAAAGACCACAACACCAGGGGAGACAAAGCUGUUAGCUUCUGAGAUCUAUGAUAUUCUUCAGUCUUCCAGCAUGUCUGACAUGGACAAUGUAAACGAGAUGAAUUCUCGGCGUCGGAAAGCUCAGUUUUUUCUCGGAAGUACAAAUAAACGGGCUAAAACAGUAGUUUUACACAUAGAUGGCCUUGAUGAUUCGUCUCGGAGAAACCUGUGUGAAGAGGCCUUGCUGAAAAUCAAGGGGGUCAUCAGUUUCACGUUUCAGAUGGCCGUUCAAAGAUGUGUAGUCCGGAUCAGAUCAGAUUUGAAAGCAGAGGCACUGGCAACGGCAAUAGCAUCUACCAAAGUAAUGAAAGCCCAGCAAGUUGUAAAAGGUGAAAGUGGCGAAGAGAUGCUGGUCCCCUUCCAAGAAACGGCGGUAGAAGUGGAACAGAACACCGACCUCCCCGAGUAUUUGCCAGAAGACGAAAGCCCUUCCAAAGAGCAGGACAAAGCCGUGUCCCGCGUUGGGUCGCAUCCAGAAGGUGCAGCCAGCUGGCUCAGCACAGCUGCAAACUUUCUUUCUAGGUCCUUUUAUUGGUGACUGCAAAUCAAGGUUAAGAGACUGUGUGAACCAACAGGGGGCCAGUUUUCCAUUGGUGUGGUGAACUGCCAAGUGCAAUUUGCAAUAAGUUAUCACAACAGAUUUUUAGACUACACAAAACAUAUGCUGUGUUUUACAUUUUAUUGGACACAUGGUCUUUUGGGCCAUUGAGAAGGAUGGAGGUCUCAAAGCAAGGUUUGUUCCUUCUCUUGCCCCCUACCCCUGUUCUCCUAUGUUUUAUUGCCUCCCUUUUUAAUAUGGGUCCAUGAUCAACCAAACCUUUUUUGAGUGUAUAAAGCUUUAAGUUAAAACUCAUGAUAAAUACAGAUAGAGUCCGUUCACCAUAAAUCUCAGGACAUCUGUGCCAGGAAGGUAUUAGUCUGAGUUUUGCAUGGAUUGAAAUGCCUUUGGUUGUGGUUUUUUCUUCAUUUUUGCCUUAUUUCAGAUUAUAUUUCUUCUCUGGAUGGUCACUCUAGAGGGAAUAACCAGAUUUCUUUGCCACUUCUUUUGGAUUUUUGUUUCCAGCUUUGUUCAGAGCCAAUGUGUCUACAUACCAUUUGUUGCUUUGGAAAGGAGUACAUCAGACUUGAGAAUAACAAGUCCUUCCAAUCUUGGAGACCCGAUCCCUUAAGUGACAGUCUAUUGCCAUUCUCAUCCUGAACCUUAGUAAUAAGAUGAAAAAAUGUUCACAUAUAUCAUAUAGUAAAUAACUGGCUGCAAGAAAUUGCUUGUUAAGGAUGGCAGCAGAUCUCUAAAUACAACCAAAAAACAGCUGUUUGCAAUUUAGCUUGGUUAAGGAGCUCUGGUCUCAAAAUUAGUGAUCUACACCGGUUAUACCUUGUUGCAGAAAUUGUCUGUGGUAGAAAGUGUGGUGAUUAUUUUCAGUCAAUGAUGAGAACUGAAAAAAGUCUGUGUCUGUGAGGAGGGUGGGGAAUAAAAUGCUGAAUUUGCCAUAGUGCCACUGCCCUUACAUGUCAAACCUUUAUCGCUAGGUGGAAAUUUAACUGUUAUCCCUGUUGCCUUUGUCAGAGUGCUUUUAUAUUCCAGUUCCUUGUACUAUGGCAGGAGAUGUGAAACCAUGUGGAAAGGCUGUAGCAGAGCUGGGAAUGGCACAAGGAUGUGCCGAUGUCUACAGAGGAGGGUGGGCCCCUUACAAAUAAUGAAGGAAUCCCCAAAGUGCACUAACCUGGUCAAGACAACCAACAAACCAACCUAUACCUGCAUAGUUGUCUUUACCUUGUGGUGGUGCAGACGAUGUAUAUGUUGACAGGUGCCUGAAUCACUGCAACUCGUCUCUGUUUAGCUUCUGGAAAAGUUAAUAUAGAUCAGGUUUCAGCAAAUAAAUAUUAUGCCGAACAA